Molecule: messenger RNA, 2012 nt
Organism: Nicotiana tabacum (common tobacco)
Lineage: Eukaryota; Viridiplantae; Streptophyta; Magnoliopsida; Solanales; Solanaceae
Product: D-xylose-proton symporter-like 3, chloroplastic
Biological process (GO): D-glucose transmembrane transport
Cellular component (GO): membrane
Molecular function (GO): D-glucose transmembrane transporter activity
Source: RefSeq, a predicted model, not a curated record
AUGCAGCAAACGCAUCAAAGCGCGGCCUCACGCGCGUCUCGGAGGCAAUAGAUGUUCAAGUGAAAUUGAUCUUGUUUUUAUAAAGGUCUCGGCGUGUAGUAUUACACUGCACAAAUGGCUUCCACUUGUCUUCAACCUUUGUACUAUCCUACAAUAAUACACUCAAAAUCUCCAUUGCUUAGUCUAUCGAAGAAGCAAAUUUUCACUGCUAGGAGCCUAAAUCAAUGUACAAGAAGAAAUUGCUCAUUCAUGGCAAGGAACAAUGAAAGAAAACUGCCAUUACUGCCUAUUGGUAGGCUCAGACUGAAGGUUUCGGCAUCUUCAGGAGAAGAAGCUGAGUCGGCUUAUCUAGAGGAAUUCAGUUGGUCUUCUGUCAUUUUGCCAUUUCUCUUUCCCGCCCUAGGCGGUUUAUUAUUUGGCUAUGAUAUAGGUGCAACCUCAGGUGCUACCAUCUCAUUGCAGUCAGCUGAGCUUAGUGGAACGACUUGGUACAACUUCUCUGCUGUUCAGCUUGGUCUUGUGGUCAGUGGUUCCCUUUAUGGAGCUCUUAUUGGCUCCAUACUUGCCUACCCAUUCGCUGAUUUCUUAGGGAGGAGGAGGGAACUGAUCAUAGCAGCCCUUUUAUAUGCGGUUGGUGGUUCACUAACUGCCUAUGCUCCAGGACUAGGGGCACUUUUGUUGGGCCGGCUUGUUUAUGGGCUUGGAAUUGGUUUGGCAAUGCAUGGAGCACCUCUAUAUAUAGCAGAGACUUGUCCGUCCCAAAUCAGAGGAACAUUAAUCUCUUUAAAGGAGCUGGCAAUAGUACUGGGUAUUUUGCUGGGUUAUUUUGUAGGUAGCUAUGAAAUUAAUGUCGUAGGAGGGUGGCGUUACAUGUUUGGAUUAAGUGCUCCAAUUGCUUUACUUAUGGGGUUGGGCAUGUGGAGUCUCCCUCCCUCUCCCAGAUGGUUACUUCUGAGGGCAAUUCAAAGUAAAGGGCCACUGCAGGAAUACAAAGAGAAGGCUAUUGGUGCAUUGAGCAAACUAAGAGGCCGCCCUGCUGGUGACAAAGUAUCUGAAAAGCAAAUAGAAGAUACAAUUAUCUCAUUGAAAACUGCCUACUCAGAUGAAGAAGCUGAAGGAAAUUUUCUGGAGGUAUUUCAGGGGCCAAGCUUGAAAGCAUUUAUAAUUGGCGGAGGUUUGGUCCUUUUUCAACAGAUAACUGGGCAGCCAAGCGUUCUAUAUUAUGCUGGUUCAAUUCUUCAGAGUGCUGGUUUUUCUGCGGCUGCGGAUGCUGCUCGAGUUUCAGUCGUUAUUGGUGUAUUUAAGUCACUAAUGACGGCAGUCGCUGUCCUAAAAGCUGAUGACCUUGGGAGAAGGCCAUUGUUAAUUGGAGGAGUCAGUGGAAUUGCCCUAUCGCUGUUUCUUCUUUCAGCUUAUUAUAAAUUUCUUGGGAGUUUUCCUUUUGUUGCUGUUGCUGCUCUGCUUCUCUAUGUGGGAUGCUACCAGAUAUCUUUUGGGCCUAUUAGCUGGCUUAUGGUAUCAGAAAUAUUCCCACUCCGCACCAGAGGGAAGGGUAUAAGUCUAGCUGUUCUCACGAAUUUUGGUUCUAAUGCAAUCGUAACCUUUGCUUUCUCACCUCUGAAGGAGUUUCUUGGGGCAGAAAAUCUUUUCCUUCUGUUUGGAGCAAUUGCUUUGUUGUCACUUCUGUUUGUGAUCACCUCGGUUCCAGAGACUAAAGGCUUGAGCUUGGAAGAAAUUGAGUCCAAAAUCUUGAAAUGAAAACAUAGUUUUGUAUCCUGGAGCAUACAAAUAGAAUAUUACCUGUUCGUUAAUAUUGUAUCAAUUCUAUCAGAAUACAUACUUUAUGGCUGUUCUAUAAAUGAUAAACUGGGAUGAUUUCUAUGGUGGUGGUAUUGGCUUGGCUGGCUAGAUCAGCCAGAGAAACUUUUAGAGUUCUUGGCAUUGAACUCAUAAUACUAUUAAAUUGUAGGUUCAAUUUAAUUUGUUGAAAUUUUAAUGGGUUUUCACAGAUA